This is a messenger RNA of Meloidogyne enterolobii, 434 nucleotides long. NCBI's taxonomy places the organism in Eukaryota, Metazoa, Nematoda, Chromadorea, Rhabditida, Meloidogynidae. The record is from the annotation of a GenBank genome assembly.
AUGAUAUUAGGCACAUUUAUUGGACAUGUUCUCCUUCUCGAAAGAAUAUUAGCUACUGUUUUUGUGUCAAAAUAUGAAAAUAAUAAAAAGCCUUAUUUUAGUAUUGUCUGUUUUAUUAUUGUGAUGUUUCUUUCAUUUCAAAAUGCCUAUCGCCAAACAUAUUAUGGCGAUUCUGUAUUUGAUGUUGCCUUGGGAACGCUAAUUACUAUUUAUGGAACUUUAUUUUUUGGUGUACUUGAAAUUGCUAUAAUUGGAUAUAUUGGAUAUUACAACAAUACAAAAUAUAAAUUAAAAACAUUCCUUUAUUUCAAACAUAGUCUUUCAGAAAGAUAUCAGGCAAUAUUUUAAUUUGUUUUAAUUCUUUAUCAGAACCUCAACUCGUUGCUUUCCUAUUUCUAAAACUGUAUCAGAUUAUUCCAAAAUUAUGGCAAUUC